Naumovozyma dairenensis CBS 421 is the source of this 954-nucleotide messenger RNA. RefSeq lists its product as uncharacterized. Gene Ontology annotation, biological process: phosphate-containing compound metabolic process. Lineage: Eukaryota; Fungi; Ascomycota; Saccharomycetes; Saccharomycetales; Saccharomycetaceae. The transcript has a single exon. The coding region runs from base 1 to 954 and encodes 317 amino acids. Gene Ontology annotation, molecular function: inorganic diphosphate phosphatase activity; magnesium ion binding. The record is from RefSeq and is a predicted model, not a curated record. Gene Ontology annotation, cellular component: nucleus; cytoplasm.
AUGAGUAGCAUUACUAGAACAAAAAGUUACAUUACUGCAAAUACUGGUGAAGGAGAUUCCAUAAAUUACGAAGUUUCCAACGAAAUAACGAAUGAAGUUGUCUCUCCAUUCCACGAUAUCCCAUUAAAGACUCCAGUAGAUGAUAUUUUCAACAUGGUUGUUGAAAUCCCACGUUGGACUAACGCUAAAUUCGAAAUCUCAAAGGCAGCUGCAUGGAACCCAAUCGUCCAAGAUACUACCAGUGACAAAAAAUUAAGAUACGUUAAAAAUUGUUUCCCUUACCAUGGUUACAUUCACAACUAUGGUGCCUUCCCACAAACUUGGGAAGAUCCAAAAAAAAAAAUUGAUGGAGGAGAUAUCAUCUCAAAUGAUAAAAUCGAUCGAAAAGCUGAUCCUGAAAAGGAGGCCGGUGGUGACAACGAUCCAUUAGAUGUCUUGGAAAUCGGUAGUACUGUCGCUUCCACUGGCCAAGUCAAGCAAGUUAAAGUCCUUGGUGCGCUGGCUUUGCUAGACGAAGGUGAAAUUGAUUGGAAAAUUAUAGCUAUUGACGUCAAGGAUCCAUUACAUAAAGAAUUGAACGAUAUUGGAGAUGUUGAAAAAUACUGUCCAGGUUUAUUGAAAGCUACCAAAGAAUGGUUCAGAAUUUACAAAAUUCCAGAUGGUAAACCAGAAAACAAAUUCGCUUUAUUCGGUAAACCUCAGAAUAAGCGACACGCUUUAAAAAUCAUCGAAGAUGCUCACGGUUAUUGGGAAACCUUGUUCGAGCAAAGGCCUCCACCCGAGGCUAUCUCUUUGGUAUCUCAAAAAAGUAAAAAUGAACAGCCUCCGGAAUCUGAUACGCAAACAGAAGCGAAAGCUCCUUCAAGUGAGGAUUUCAAUCCCAAAUGGUACUUCACUGGUUCUGCUGAAGAAGAAAAAAAGUUUAAUUUCAAUAGAUAUAAUAUCUACGUAUAG